AUAAAAGAAGAGAACACAAAUCAGUUCUAAAAGUGAAGUAGUGAUUUCAGUAAAUUGGAAAACUUGCAAACAAUUAGGAUUUAUCUUUAACCAUUAAGUGAAGAAACAUAGCUGGAAAAUGAACACAGGUGAGGAAAAUAUGUCAUUUCUCCUUUUAUCUGGAAUUCUUGUAUGUGUGGGAACAGUGGAGCUGAAAUAGUCAUCAAGUCAUUUUUCUGGAAGGCCUUUUCUCCUCAGAGGACUAGUGAAGAAUUACUUGAUAGAACAUGGGAAGCAGUGUGGUAGAGAGAAACAGAGUGGAUCCUCCAGAUGGAGGCUGGGGCUGGGCUGUGCUGUUUGGUGGCUUCAUUAUCACUGGUUUCUCCUACGCUUUCCCUAAAGCCAUUAGUGUGUACUUUAAAGAACUAAUGCGGGACUUUGGCUGUGGCUACAGUGACACGGCAUGGAUUUCCUCUAUCAUGCUUGCCAUGCUUUAUGGCUCAGGUCCACUUUCCAGUAUCAUGGUUAACAGGUUUGGAUGUCGCCCAGUGAUGUUGAUUGGGGGAUUGUUUGCCUCAGCAGGCAUGAUUGGGGCCUCUUUUACCACCAACAUCAUCCAACUUUACCUUACUGCUGGAGUCAUUACAGGGCUUGGUCUAGCUCUAAAUUUUCAGCCCUCACUUAUAAUGCUUGGGUGUUAUUUUGACAAACGGAGACCUCUGGCCAAUGGACUAGCAGCAGCUGGGAGUCCAGUCUUUCUCUCAGCUCUUUCCCCACUAGGACAAGUGCUGAUGGAUCGCUUUGGCUGGAGGGGUGGCUUUCUGAUCAUGGGAGGGCUGUUGCUUAACUGUUGCAUCUGUGGUGCUGUUAUGAGACCUUUGGGAUACAAAGUUCGGAAAUCUACAACCAGGGAUGAAUCAAAUGCUCACGAGCUGAAAGAGAUGCUCCCAUCAAAGGAGGAGAAUAAUCUGGAGAAGGCUCAGAAGGAAAGCCCCAAGAAAAAGAAACUCCUUGACUUCAGUGUGCUCCGUGACAAGGGACUUAUCAUUUAUAUAAUAGCCAAAUUUGUAGUUGUGCUUGGUCUGUUUGUCCCUACAAUUCUCUUGGUCAACUAUGCUAAAGAUCAAGGAGUGCCUGAUCAGGAAGCUGCCUUCCUCCUCUCCAUUAUUGGAUUUAUUGACAUCUUUGCUCGACCCACAUGUGGUCUGAUGGCAGGAGUAAAGUGCAUACGAGCCAAAAUGCCCUAUUUCUUCAGCUUGGCCUUAAUUCUAAAUGGCCUUACAGAUGUCUGCUCAGCCAGAAGUACAGACUACAUGGGAUUAGUGAUCUUCUGUGUAUUCUUUGGCCUUUCUUAUGGAAUGGUGGGUGCAUUGCAAUUUGAAGUGCUUAUGGGAAUUGUGGGGACUAACAGUUUUUCCAGUGCCCUUGGUUUAGUGCUCCUUAUAGAAGCAGCAGCUGUGCUCAUUGGACCUCCUUCUGCUGGACGAUUAGUGGAUACUUACAAGAACUAUGAGCUGAUUUUCUACAUGGCUGGUGGAGAGUUGAUGGCUGCUGGCAUAUUCCUUGCCAUUGCAUCUUAUUGCUGCAUUAAGCUCCAGAAGAACAAGGACAAAUCUGUCAUCCAGGAAGCUGAUAUUGAGGGCAACAGUAACCAUAUUAAUCAUGAAUCUAACCAUGCUAUGAACAAUAGUUCAUGUUAAAUCUGAAAUAAUUCAAAUAACUUUGACAGUAAGUGAUAUUUACGUAUUAAUCGUAUUAAUAGUGGAUAUGAUUUAAAUCAUUGUCCUUUCGCUAAGUACACUUUAUUUGAUGAAUAAAUUAUAUUUUGCAGCCCUAUUAGUCAGUCUAUAUUUCCUUGUUGUUUUAGAUUACGUUAGAUUAUUACUGUUUUUUGACAGUGUGAGAGUGAGUUUUGGGUCUUGCAUUCAUAAAUCUCUCUGUGAAUUUUG
Ictalurus punctatus (channel catfish) is the source of this 1928-nucleotide messenger RNA. It is a transcript of the gene slc16a8, whose product is annotated as solute carrier family 16 member 8. The transcript has 5 exons. Bases 267 to 1679 code for a protein of 470 amino acids. Gene Ontology annotation, biological process: transmembrane transport; monocarboxylic acid transport. The record is from RefSeq and is a predicted model, not a curated record. Gene Ontology annotation, molecular function: monocarboxylic acid transmembrane transporter activity. Lineage: Eukaryota; Metazoa; Chordata; Actinopteri; Siluriformes; Ictaluridae. Gene Ontology annotation, cellular component: membrane.